CACGUCUCUCUCGGGCGCCGCUCCCGCUCCCGCUCCCGGUGCUGCUCCCGGUCCCGCCCCGCUCCGCCCCGCCGGGCCAUGGCGUUCACGCUCUACUCGCUGCUGCAGGCCUCGCUCCUCAUCGUCAAUGCCGUGGCCGUGCUGCACGAGGAACGCUUCCUCCGCCACGUUGGCUGGGGAAGCGAUCAAGGGAUUGGAGGAUUUGGAGAGGAACCAGGAAUUAAAGCACAGCUGACAAACCUCAUUCGAUCAAUACGAACCGUUAUGAGAGUGCCAUUAAUAGCCCUGAACUCCAUCACCAUUGUUCUCCUCCUGCUGUUCGGCUGAAGACACCCUGUAGAAACCCCUUGGACAUCCAAAGAAGCCAGUUGCUGACCACCACUGCUCUGAAUUCCCUGGGAUCCAGCACGGUUUAGCUGUCAAUCUGACAUUCAACUUAAAACAAUAAAAGACACUGUUUCUAUGUAUCCCAUUUCCUAAUGUUCCCUUGCAGUUUCAUUAAGCAGGAUCACGGGAUCAAUGCAACGACGCUGCAAACACAUUGGACUGUGACCAGUUCUGUUGCUGCCUGUUCAUAGUGCUGAUUAAUUACUAGAGUAAAUGUCAUAGGAUGUUGCAGUGACUGGCAAUGGGAUGCAGCUUUUAAAUGCUUUGUUACUCAGGGAUGAAUUUCCUUCAGUACGCUCUCCAAUUUGUUUUUAAAUUUGAGGAAAACAACAAACGUGUUUGUUUUCAUUUCAAUUGCUACCAUGGAACUGUUUAAGAGAAUAUGAAUUAGGCUCUGAAAGUGUGUCAUAAAGAAUACUUGUUAUAAAGGUUUGAAGUCCAGCUGUGAUAUGGAGGGAGAUAAAAUCAGCUGGGUAAAGUCCUGAUUCAGGUUAACAUUGAAAGCUGAAUUUUCCUGCUUUGAUUGGGGAUUUUUGUCUUCAAAUCACUAUUUCAUACUGAUGGUAAAGUCAGUAGAAAAUGGGUGCAAUUGUAGUGCAAAAUUAAAAAAAAAAAAAAAAUUAAGAAAAAAAAAGCUGUACCUAAAGCUGGGUAACUCUGUGUUAACUUUGGGGAUAUUAGUGAUUAGUAUUUGUUACUUUUCUGUCAAGAAUUGUUAUUAUACUUUUUAAAAUAUGUAUUAAACUUCUGCGUGGUGA
This is a messenger RNA of Onychostruthus taczanowskii (white-rumped snowfinch), 1145 nucleotides long. RefSeq names its product immediate early response 3 interacting protein 1 (gene IER3IP1). NCBI's taxonomy places the organism in Eukaryota, Metazoa, Chordata, Aves, Passeriformes, Passeridae. Gene Ontology annotation, cellular component: endoplasmic reticulum membrane; COPII-coated ER to Golgi transport vesicle; Golgi membrane. The coding region runs from base 79 to 327 and encodes 82 amino acids. The transcript has 3 exons. The record is from RefSeq and is a predicted model, not a curated record. Gene Ontology annotation, biological process: endoplasmic reticulum to Golgi vesicle-mediated transport.